Messenger RNA from Siniperca chuatsi (mandarin fish), 2336 nucleotides. It is a transcript of the gene ptp4a1, whose product is annotated as protein tyrosine phosphatase 4A1. The record is from RefSeq and is a predicted model, not a curated record. Gene Ontology annotation, molecular function: protein tyrosine phosphatase activity. The coding region runs from base 748 to 1269 and encodes 173 amino acids. Gene Ontology annotation, cellular component: nucleus. Gene Ontology annotation, biological process: protein dephosphorylation. NCBI's taxonomy places the organism in Eukaryota, Metazoa, Chordata, Actinopteri, Centrarchiformes, Sinipercidae. The transcript has 6 exons.
CGUCUUUCGCUCGUGGCUGAAAGAGUCGUCGCAGCAGAUCAGGAGACUUCGGCUCCGCUCGGAGAAACAGCACGAACUGUAUGGUGGAGAACCGUUUAACAUUUUUACCUUUUUCCUGGGGACCGGCUGUAUGAUUAAGCUACAAUCUUCAAUGAGUAAGCAUAUCCCACAGUUCUGUGGUGUUCUGGGUCACACAUUUAUGGAGUUUCUGAAGGGCAGUGGGGACUACUGCCAGGCUCAGCACGCUGCCUAUGCAGACGAGUGAACAGCCAAACUCGCCAUCGAUCCGACGCACUUGAGCCACAGGAGGGACCCCGGAAAGUUGGCAGGACCGGGACGCCUCCCAGAACCAGCGACAACUCGGCCUGGAUGGGGUAACUUCACCCGCUGCACACUGCCCUCGUCGGCUUCCGCCUGGCCUGAAUCAAGGUGGAACCAGCCUUGUUUUUUUCUUCCUUUUUCUUUUGUUUUAUUCCAACGGAGAGGGUUUUGAGUUAUUUCUCUAAUUGUCCGCCCUUUUUUGGCCGCUAACUCCCUAAAUUUCCCCAUUUUCCUGUCGCAGCCUUCGUUUUUGUUUCGCCUUGCCAACCUCGAAGAAGAUCGGAGGAUUUCUGUUUCUGGGUUUCUAGAAGCUCGUUGGACGUUUUUGUUUGACAUUCCCUCCGAGUUUAACUAAGUGUUUACAUUAGUGUUUUUACUCUGUGGAAGACUUCUGGGGUUUUUUUGGGUUUUUUUUACGUUGUCACAAUGGCUCGUAUGAACAGACCGGCCCCUGUGGAGAUCACCUACAAAAACAUGAGGUUCCUCAUUACCCACAAUCCCACCAACGCCACCCUGAACAAGUUCAUUGAGGAGCUGAAGAAAUAUGGAGUGACCACCGUCGUGAGAGUUUGUGAGGCCACCUAUGAUGCCACCCUGGUGGUGAAAGAGGGAAUCCAAGUUCUGGAUUGGCCGUUUGACGAUGGAGCUCCUCCCUCCAACCAGAUCGUGGAUGAUUGGCUGAACCUGCUGAAGCUGAAGUUCAGGGAGGAGCCCGGCUGCUGCAUCGCUGUCCACUGUGUGGCAGGGCUGGGGAGAGCUCCUGUUCUGGUCGCACUCGCCUUGAUCGAAUGUGGGAUGAAAUAUGAAGAUGCUGUCCAGUUCAUUCGACAGAAGCGUCGAGGAGCGUUCAACAGCAAGCAGCUGUUCUACCUGGAGAAAUAUCGUCCAAAGAUGCGCCUGCGCUUCAAAGAUUCCAACGGCCAUCGCAAUAACUGCUGCAUCCAGUAGAGCCAAACCCUGAGCCACGCCAACCCCCCACAACAGAAGAGUUCGGUUCAACCUCGCUAGCUUAUUACCUGGCAGGCUUGUUUUCUUUAGUCAUUGUGUUGAAGUAUUUUACGUUGGAAAACCAUGUUCGGUGAUUUAACUGUCCCCUUUUCCCGCUCCAGGUUCAAAAUCAAGUGUCAAAAAAACAAAAAAAAAAACAACGAGUUGUGUGAACCCGGAAUCACGGUGUUUUCUCUUCAUGUGCCCGGAAAAAAAUAAUUAAGAAGGGCAGCGCUGAGUCGUGUAUCAUUGUAAGAUGUUGGAUUAAUAGUUUUCUGCAAACGCAUCCCAAAGAUUUUGAUUGGCCAGUACGGUUACGUUGCCUGAGAAUGUGCUAAAAAAAACAACAAAAAAAAAAAACAACAAGAAGACAUUUUUAAUUUCACGUGAGGAAUUAUGUACCCCGUUCAAUUUUAGGGUUCCGUUUCAAGAGUGACUAGAAAGAGGUAUGCCUUCCUUUUAAAUCAGAUGGUUCAUCCAUAAAUGCCUUACAAUCGAAGUGGAACAAAGGCAAUCGAGGCGGGAGUCGACUCCCGCUGGCAUUUGGGAAAGGUGUUUAAUUUUUCUACUCGGAACAAAAAAAAAAAAGAAAAGAAAUCGUUGCCUUUGUCUUGUGCAGGAAGUCUUACACUCACUUAUGCCCUUUCAGUAACUAUUUUUUAAUAUAAAAUGCUUAACUGUUGCAAUAUUUGUCAAUUGAAAGUCUAGGAACUUGUAUUUGUUUCUUUUCUCUAUCAAACCUUCUGUUUACUAAUUAACUGCCAUGUCCAAAAUGUGAUUUUUUUUUUUUUUUUUUGGCUUCAAACUGGAUUUCCAACGUCUGCGAUAUUUUGUAUGCCUUUUUAUUUGAUGUCCGUAACUUAAGACUUGGAUACUUGAUGAUUUUAUGUAUUUGAAAAUGUGUACUGUUAUUAUUAGGUUGGCUAUUUAUACUAUCAAUGGAUGUGUGAUUUAGUACCGUGAGCGACAAAGUUGUACCUGUUCACCAACGUGAGAGUACAUUAAAUGAUACACUGAAAAACAACAAA